Molecule: messenger RNA, 639 nt
Organism: Toxoplasma gondii ME49
Lineage: Eukaryota; Apicomplexa; Conoidasida; Eucoccidiorida; Sarcocystidae
Product: Der1 family protein
Exons: 2
Coding region: 1-639 (212 amino acids)
Biological process (GO): endoplasmic reticulum unfolded protein response
Cellular component (GO): endoplasmic reticulum membrane; Hrd1p ubiquitin ligase ERAD-L complex
Molecular function (GO): misfolded protein binding; ubiquitin-specific protease binding
Source: RefSeq, a predicted model, not a curated record
AUGGCGCAGGUGGACUUGUUCUUCUCACAUCUUCCGCCAGUGACGAGGUUUUACUUGUUCUGCUCAACAGCGCUGAUGCUGCUGUGCACCUUGGAGAUCGUGUCUCCGUUCUCGCUGUACAUCAACUACAACCUCGUCCUGCAGCGAGGCCAAGUCUGGCGGAUUUUCUCCUGCUUCCUCUUCUUCGGGACCUUCUCUCUCCACUUCUUCUGGAACGUUUACGUCUUGAUCUUCUACUGCGCAACUCUAGAGGAACACCAAAGGAGCGCGACCUUCCUCUGGAUGCUUCUGACGACCGGCGCUCUGCUGCUUGGACUGUCGCAUAUCUUUGGCGUCGGUUCGUACUUUUUCAGCGGAUCGAUGAUCAACGUCAUGACCUACAUUUGGGGUCGACGGAAUCCGAGUACGCGUUUGUCGGUGUUCUUCAUCUCCGUCAGCGCGCCGUACCUGCCGUUCGUUCUCGCGCUGAUGUCUGUCCUCGUCGGGUGGAACAUGGCAGACCAUGUGAUUGGGAUCCUGGUGGGGCAUGUCUACUACUUCUUCGAAGACAUUUAUCCUCUCCUGCCGACCAGCAAAGGCCGCCGCAUCUUCAGAACUCCCCGCCUGCUGCUCUGGAUCUUCCGAGAGAAUGCGGACUGA